GUGACCAUAGCCAAGGGCUACGCCCCGCCCCUCGCAUCUGUGAUUUCCCCAGGGGAGGGAGAGGGCUGGGAGGCGAGAUUGCCUUUGACGUUGAUUGGUCCUUUGCGGUCUCCGUCUUGGUCGUUGCCAACCACCUGAGCGAACAUGGCAACCGGCGCCGCCCGGAGGGACGCGGCAAUGACAGCGGCUGGAGGGGCCCGGGGCAGCUCUGCCGCCUGGUAAUGGAGUCGGCCGGGACCGAGCCCGAGAGCUGCCCCCCGGCCCCGGAGCCGCCAGGGUCCCCGGCCCUCCCCGCCGAGGAGCCGGAGCGGAGCGAGGCCGCCCCGGAGCCCCAGCAGGAGGCCGAAGGGGUCCCCCCGCCGGCUCAGGGCAGGAGGCCCAGCGGCCCGGGCUCCAAGGGUCAGGCCAAGCGGUGCGGUGCGGGGAAGGGGGGCCGGGCCAAGCGGGGCUCGACCCGCCGUGCCGGGGAGGAGGGAGGCCGGCCCGCCCGGCGGGCCCAUGUCACCGUGGACAGCUCCAAGGCCAAGACCUCGCUGGAGGCGCUGAAGCUCAGCUUGCGGCAGCUCCGCUGGAGGGAGUUUCCAUUUGGUCGGCGCUUGCCCUGUGAUAUCUAUUGGCAUGGGGUAUCGUUUCAUGAUAAUGACAUAUUCUCAGGUCAAGUCAACAAGUUUCCAGGCAUGACAGAAAUGGUGCGUAAAAUUACCCUGAGUCGGGCAGUGCGAACAAUGCAGGAUCUAUUUCCUGAAGAGUACAACUUCUAUCCCCAUUCAUGGAUUCUGCCAGAAGAGUUUCCCCUCUUUGUUGCUGAGGUUCGCAUGAUGAAAGAGAGUGAUCCACCCUGGAAGCCCACUUUCAUUGUGAAACCUGAUGGCGGGUGUCAAGGGGAUGGAAUCUACCUCAUUAAAGACCCCAGCGACAUUAGACUGGCAGGAAAUCUACAGAGCCGGCCAGCUGUAGUCCAGGAAUAUAUCAGCAAACCGCUGCUGAUUGACAAACUGAAAUUUGAUAUUCGUCUAUAUGUCUUACUGAAAUCUUUAGAACCAUUAGAGAUUUAUAUAGCCAAAGAUGGACUCUCUAGAUUUUGUACAGAGCCGUAUCAAGAACCCACCCUGAAAAACUUGCACCAGGUUUUUAUGCACUUAACCAACUAUUCACUGAAUAUUCAUAGUGGGAACUUCAUCCAUUCUGACAAUGUAAACACUGGCAGCAAAAGGACUUUUUCAAGCGUUCUUUACAGACUGUCUUCCAAAGGGGUUGACAUCAAGAAACUGUGGUCAGAUAUAAUUUCAUUGGUGAUUAAGACUGUUAUUGCACUGACUCCAGAGCUGAAAGUUUAUUACCAAUCUGAUAUACCAGCUGGAAAGCCUGGGCCAACUUGCUUCCAGAUUUUAGGAUUUGACAUUCUCCUAAUGAAAAAUUUGAAGCCUGUGUUACUUGAAGUAAAUGCAAACCCCAGCAUGAGAAUAGAACAUGAGCAAGAGCUUUCUCCAGGAGUGUUUGAAAAUGUCCCAAGCCCCGUUGAUGAAGAAAUAAAAGUAGCUGUCAUCAGAGAUACCCUUCGUCUAAUGGACCCGUACAAAAAGAAGAAAAAAGAUAAUCACCUUCCAGAUACCUGUAUGGACUCAAAGCAAAGAUUUCCUCCAAUCUCAAGCAGAUUGCCACGAUCAAAUCUGCAGUUUUCAAAGUUUGCAAUAGUCAGAUCUCAACUGUCUGAGAAUGCGGCAGACACAAAAGAUGAACUAUUGGAACCAGGAUCAACAGACCAAUUGGAACAUAUCAGCAAAAAUCCUGAAGCCAGCUUACCCUCCCUUUGUCUCAAGCAAGUGUUUCCAAAGUAUGCCAAACAGUUCAACUAUCUACGACUGGUGGACAGAAUGGCUGCAUUGUUUAUCCGAUUCCUUGGAGUAAAAGGGACAAUGAAGUUGGGGCCAACAGGUUUCCGAACAUUUAUAAGGAACUGCAAGCUGAGUAACAGCAAUUUUUCAAUGGCUUCCGUGGAUAUUCUGUACAUCGAUAUCACAAGAAGGUGGAAUAGUAUGGGACUAGACCAAAGAGAAUCAGGGAUGUGCUUGCAAGCCUUCGUAGAAGCUUUCUUUUGCCUGGCUCAGAGAAGAUACAAGUCACUCUCACUUCAGGAGCAAGUGGCAUCAUUGAUUGAUUUCUGUGAAUACCAUCUAGCCAUCCUCGAUGAAAAGCGCCUGGUUUGCAGCCGAGGAAUAACGGAACGCCGAGCAGCGCUGGUUACCUGUCAGCCAGAUGGACUCCACCUCACCGCAGCUACUCAUGCGCCUCUCCUGAACCGCAUGACUGCUGCCAAUAAACUUACAGAUUAUAGAAAUCAUCGGUCUUGAUGAGCGCUAUCAAGGAAAAAAGACAAUGACAGGGCUGGAAACUGAUCCCUGAACACAUGCUGCAGGAGGUGAAACACAGGCUCUUGCGUUCUUCCAUCUGACAGUCACUGUUAUUUAUUACAGCUUUCCCUGAUUUAUGCUCUUCAGAAAUUACUAUUGCAAACUUCCCCUUCCACGUAAUGACUCUCAGUGGAAAUGGCUGUUAUUUAUUAUUUCCCCAGUGGACAUACAAAGUAGCUGAAAUGACAAACUGCGUCUUUCAUUCAGAGUUUAUAGAAAAUCAUUUAUGAAGACAAAGGGGCAAAAAUGCAAUGUUUAUGAUAACUGGCAUCAUGGGGUUGAUAGCACUGACUGAGAGGAGCAACCUCACUGAAGGAAUUUCAGCUUCAGUAAUGCCUAGGAGAAGCCAAUUUCUGCAACAUGUUUUUGAGCUGCGCUGUGUGUUCUGGACAUUGUUUUGAAACCAAGUAAGGAGAUGCAAACUGGCAUUUAUAAAUUGUGCGCUUUUUUUAAAAACUAAAAACCAAAAUUAUGCAUUUGAUCACA
Molecule: messenger RNA, 2897 nt
Organism: Mauremys reevesii (Reeves's turtle)
Lineage: Eukaryota; Metazoa; Chordata; Testudines; Geoemydidae
Gene: TTLL11
Product: tubulin tyrosine ligase like 11
Exons: 10
Coding region: 222-2351 (709 amino acids)
Biological process (GO): protein polyglutamylation; microtubule cytoskeleton organization
Cellular component (GO): cilium
Molecular function (GO): tubulin binding; tubulin-glutamic acid ligase activity
Source: RefSeq, a predicted model, not a curated record